AUGCGCGACAGACUCAACAGUCUCCCAUUGGAGAUAAUCAUACAUAUCCUAUCUUAUCUGCCAUACGAGUCCCUGCUGGCCUUCGGGGAAACAUGUCGCUUCAACUAUGAGUCCCAUAUUAUGAGUCUCCGCUACUUGCGACUGGGAGUGUUUGAAAAGAGAGCUCAUUCUACUAUAGCCUGCUUGCAGGCUGGUUGGGCCGCACCGGGCCAAAUUUCUCGCUAUUUCGAUGAGGACGACGAGGGCAACGCGAGUGAAUAUACCGUUGCAGUUAUCCAUCCAAAAUUUAAACGUAAUCGGUCGGAUGCACCUGGAAAAAAAGACACCGGGCCAGGCGACUCGAGCAGGCGGAUUGCAGUAGCACGGGGCAAAACUCGGUCACGGACACAGGAAGAGAUGAUCCGCGCUCAAAACAGGAUUUUCUCCUUGAUUGUGAGUCGAUACGGCCCGUCUCUGAUCAAACUAGAGUUCAUGGCGUAUGGUCUUGAUGCUCGCGGAGCGAGGACUCUUGGAGGCAAGUGCCGACACUCGUUACAGCAUCUGGCACUACGCUUCGAACACCGGCAUAUUCGAGACGGGGAAAUGAACCCAAGGCUUUGGCUGCAACCAGCGCCUUCCAGCAAUGUUUGGAAUCUACUCAUUGGAGGAGGGCGCUACAAAGAUUUCGGGAUCUCUAGCCUAGAGAGUCUGAUAUUGGAGAGAACUGGUAUCAACCCGUCUCAAUUGACCAUGCUUGUGAAAAACAAUCCUCGAUUGAGGGUCUUGAAGCUGAAAACCUGUCGUGGUGCGCAUCCCGAAUUCCUGAAUUGGCUGGGGGGUGUCUACAAAGAUUCUGUUGAGACCGAAUCAGGGUCGCACGAAGUUCUGGCUCCUGGAAGGAAGCUGUCUGUUCUUUGGCUGGAAAACUGCCAUGAACUUCUCACACAGCCGAUAGACGAAACAAUCGAGCCGCCCGAUGCGACCUGCGAUCUUGGGCUUGAAUGGGCCAGGGGCUUGACGAAUUUGAAGACCACUCACUUCACUCUUCACUGCUGGGCCUCUAAGGUCUCGAACUUGAGCAAUCUCCCCCAGACCCUCGGGCUGCUGGAACUGUGCUACGUCCACGGCUCCGAGUCCACCCCGGACAGCCAGAUCUCCACCGGCAACGAGCCCCCGCGCCUGGAUAGAUAG
This is a messenger RNA of Aspergillus affinis, 1170 nucleotides long. RefSeq lists its product as uncharacterized. Gene Ontology annotation, molecular function: protein binding. Bases 1 to 1170 code for a protein of 389 amino acids. The transcript is spliced from 2 exons. Lineage: Eukaryota; Fungi; Ascomycota; Eurotiomycetes; Eurotiales; Aspergillaceae. The record is from RefSeq and is a predicted model, not a curated record.